Messenger RNA from Hansenula anomala, 600 nucleotides. RefSeq lists its product as uncharacterized. The transcript has 2 exons. The record is from RefSeq and is a predicted model, not a curated record. Lineage: Eukaryota; Fungi; Ascomycota; Saccharomycetes; Phaffomycetales; Wickerhamomycetaceae. The coding region runs from base 1 to 600 and encodes 199 amino acids.
AUGAGCACAGCAACUAGAAACGCCAACAGACGUUUGGAUCGCAUCUAUAUCUCUGAUUCUUUAAAAUCACUUAAAGGAACAUUGGAACAUCAGGCUAUGGAUCAUUCAAUAUAUUACUCAACUCAUAAGCCAAUCAAAUUGAAUCUUCACAUUGAUCCAUUGGCAACUUUAAAGAAUCAAGUGGGAAAACCACGCUUCACGUUACUGAAGUCAACAUAUUCUUCAACCAACCCAGAUGACCCUGAUGAAUGGCUUAACAGAAUUCAAUCAAAUCCUCAGUUCUAUGAUAAUAAAUAUCCAGAAAUUGGCAGCAGAGCUUCGUCUUAUUUUAGCAAUCUUAGCAGAGAGGCUCAAACCAUUCAAAAAUUAAGGCACUUGUUGAACAAAAGAACCUUAUCAUCAGCUGAAAUUUCACAACAACAUAGAGAGGAACAAUUAGCUUCAUCUACCCCUAUAUCAUAUUGUGAUUAUAAAGUUUUGAAUAAGUUAUAUCACAAGCAGCAACAACAAACAAUUAUUGAAGAACUAAUUGAUCCAACAAGAGAUCAAAUCUUAUCUUCAAGAUUACCACAAGAAGCUUACCAAUCAACAACAAGAUAA